CGCCGCCUCUUCAUCCGGCGAGGCAACGACAGCGGCGGCGGCGCGUAACAUAUGCCAACCUGAGCGAUUCCAGGAAGACAAUCGACUCGGUGAGCUUAACCACUGCUGCUGCUCCUGCUCGCUCAUGGGCGAUUUCGAUCGCAGCAACCCGAAUCGGCGACGACCCCAUUCAGUAGCCUACUGCGCCGGGAGGUGGUUGCGAGCGAGUGAGUAACAAGCGACACGGUGCGCUUUAUCAGGCGACGAGGAAGAUAUGUGAAGAAAAAAAAAACUGGCAAUCGAUGGUAGUAAACGAGGUGCUAAUUGGAUUGUUUAUCGGCUCGGAACUCGCUCUCGAGCCUCUCGGUUGUGGUUCCCUCCGGUCCGGAUGUUUGAUCGAGCUCAAAAUACGCCAAAUCGACUGCUAGGGGGCGAUGCAAGAAACCACCCGAUCGAGUGAAUGUUUAAAAUAGAAGAAACAAGUUCAGUGAUGGAAUUGCGGUGUGCGUGUUUGAGUAAGCCAUUAGCGAAUCUAGCUGGUACUCAAUGAACCAGUUGGUGCUUGCUUCCGGAGCAAGUGUCCCUUGACCGAUCAGGUGCGAUAACUCAGUGAAACGAGAAGAACUUCCCGAAGUGGUGAGUGAAAAUCUGGAAAAGAGCGUGCGGCGCAGUGUCCCGAAACAAGCAUGACGGGGCCGAGGGCAGAGGACGAACUGGGAUUGAACGAGCUGAACGAGGAGGAACAGAUCUACCGGAAAAAGUCAUCCUGGUGGUGCUGGCGAAAGGGAAACCGCGUAUCGCAGGAACCCGACUCGCUCAGCAUCAAAGUCGGCGGCGAGAAUCACGACAAAAAGCCCAAGCGCCAUGAAACCAACCGCAUCAAGUCGACCAAGUACACCCUGCUUACGUUCCUGCCGCUCAACCUGGCCGAGCAGUUCCGGCGGAUAGCGAACUUCUACUUCCUGUGCAUGACGAUCAUUUCGAUCGUUAUCGACAGUCCGGUGUCGCCGCUAACUUCCCUCGUUCCCCUGGUGUUCGUCAUCUCCGUGACGGCCACCAAGCAGGCCUAUGAAACGUACCUGCGGUACCGAGCGGACAACAUGGUCAACUAUUCGCUGGUGACGGUGAUCCGCAACGGCGUAGAACAGGACAUCCGCUGUCAGGACAUCCGGCAAGGUGAUAUUGUGCGGACAUCUCGGGAUUGCGAUAUCCCGUGCGACUUGGUCCUGCUGAAGUCUUCGGACGAAAAUGGAAAAUGUUUCGUCACGACGGCCAAUCUGGAUGGGGAAACGAAUCUGAAGACGAUGAUGGUUCCGAAGGGAAUGCCGGAGCUGUCGGAGGAUAAGCUGCACACACUGGGGAGGAUCGAGUGUGAACUUCCCCGGACGGAUUUGUACACUUUUAACGGCAGGUUGGAGCUGGCGGAGGUUCAUCAGAGGCAUGAGAUGACAAGUGUGGACGGAUUUGGGGCAGAUAACCAUAUGCUGCCCUUGAUGGCGGAGAAUCUACUCUUGCGGGGAUCCAGGGUGAAGAAUACGGAGUGGGCGAUUGGGUGUGCAGUGUAUACGGGGCAGAAUACAAAGCUGGCGUUGAACAGCAAGAUGGUCAGCAAUAAGAUGAGUUCCAGCGAAGGGUUUAUCAACAAGUACCUGGUGUUCUUCCUGGUGCUGUUGAUCGCGAUCGUGGUGGUUUCGUUCUUCAUGAAGCGGUACAACGAUCGCUACAAUAAGGGUCACAACUUCUACCUGGGCGAGUACAUGGCAACGUAUCGGGUGUCGCAAUUUCUGCAGGACUUCUUCUCGUUCCUGAUUCUUUUCAACUAUCUGAUUCCGAUCUCGCUGUACGUCACCAUUGAGAUGGCCAAGUUCCUCGGUGGGUUUUAUCUGGAGUGGGAUCUGGAGCUAUACGAUGAGGAAACGGAUCAACCUUGUAUUGUGAACACUUCGGAUAUCAACGAAGAGUUGGGUCAGGUGUCGCUGCUGUUUUCGGAUAAAACCGGUACGUUGACGAAGAACAUCAUGAUCUUCCAGCAAUGUUCGAUCAAUGGUAAGAUGUACUGCCAGAAUGGACGGCGGCUCCAGGAAGCUGGCCGACGGUAUGCGCUGAAGAUCAACGAGUGUUCGCGGCACGUGUACAACUUUUUCGAAGCGUUGGCUGUGUGUCACACCGUUCAGGUAGCGGGCGACUACACGAACGAAGCGGAUGAUCCCGAAGCCGAUGAUCGAGAAGAGGACUCCGAAGACGAGGAUCAUUCUCCGGAGCCGAACAACAAUCGACCCACGCGAAACUUUUCCAAUAUUUCGGAAGAGGUUGAAACCAUUGCGUCCAACGAUUCCGUCCUGGACGAACCGGAUUUUAUACAGCUGAAGGAGCUGGCGCCUCGGAGCCGUGCGCCGGUGGUAGUUUCCAUGAAGAAUGAGAAUCGACACAGUGCGGAGCAGCAGCAGCAGUGGGCAGACGAACAAACUAGUCAGUUAAGGGAACGUAGCGGUAGCGGUAGUUUAAGGCCUUCCAGUGAUACGGUCGUACGACGAUCGAGUAACAUGUUCGUGGACAACCGGGUUCAUCCGGCGAGUCUGCACAUUCCGCCUUUUAGGCGGACGCCGUCGAGUUUGUCUAGUCGAUCUUCCCGGCCUCAGAGUUUGAUCGAGUCGCCGACCUCCGAGGAGCAGUUGGCACGAUCGGGCGAGGGAAGUUUGUUUCAGAAUAGCAGUAACGGGCACUUGGAUGGGCUGCUUCAGUCGAUGGAGCUGAAGCGGGCCAUAUCUGCGUACGAGGAGAAACCGGUGACGGAGCCGGUGGUGAAGACUCAUCGACGAACGCAGUCCCACAUUCCACCGAGCGUAGUCAGCAAGGCCAAUGGGGAUGUAGCGGAUCGAGGAUCUGUGAUGUUGCGGCGGAAUCGAAGUUCUAUUCGGUCCACUGCUAGGGAGUCCUACGCAGCAGAGAUGUAUACGGAGGCGUCGCUGGUCCAGCGGCAGGAGUCCGUGAUGAAGCAUGAGGAAGUGUUGACGUUUAUUCGAAAGAUGGACUACCAGGCGUCCAGUCCGGAUGAAAAGGCUUUGGUGGAGGCCUGCGCUAAGAUGGGUCUGGUGUUCGUAGGGGAUGACGCAGAUGUACUGCACAUCAAGCUGCGGGAGUCUUGCGUCAAGCGGAACGUGAAGUCCGUGUAUGGGGAGGUUCCGCGAGAGGAGGUGGUGAAAUACCAAAGAUUGGCUGUGCUAGAGUUCACCUCGGAUCGCAAGCGGAUGAGUGUGAUAAUUAAGGACGCCCAAGGGCAGAUUUGGGUGUACACCAAGGGAGCGGAGAGUCAUGUGCUGCCUCUGUGUACGAAGACGGCGUCGGGAUUGGUGAUAUCGACGCAGCGGCACAUCAACGAGUUUGCCAAGCAGGGAUUAAGAACGCUGGCCGUGGCCAGACGAAAACUGACACAAGUGGAGUAUUCCAACUUCCGGAACGAGUUGAUACAGGCGAAUAAUUCGCUGACAGAUAGGGUUUCGAAGGUAGAGGAAUGCCAGCGCAAAAUUGAGACUGGCCUGGAGCUGCUGGGUGCCACGGCCGUGGAAGACGCCCUCCAGGACGAUAUCCGCGAUACGUUGGAGUCGCUGCGCAAGGCCGGCAUCAAGGUGUGGGUACUCACCGGUGACAAGGUGGAAACGGCCCUGAACAUAGCGCUCAGUUGCGGUCACAUUCCGGAGGAUGCCUACCGAUACUUUAUCACCGAUUGUACGACCGUGGACGAGGUGCAGCAGCACUUUGAUGUGUUCGCGUUCGAGAUGUUCCGGGCACCGGAUCGGGAGUACACGUUGCUGAUCGACGGAGCCAGCUUGGCGAUCGCGUUGAAGGAUCUGCGGGAGGUGUUCAGGGAUGUAUCGAUCAAGUGUCGGGCGGUGCUGUGCUGUAGACUGAGUCCGCUGCAGAAGUGCGAAGUGGUGCAGUUGAUGAAGACCGUGGCGAGCAAUCCAGUGACAGCGGCCAUUGGCGAUGGAGCUAAUGACGUAUCGAUGAUCCAGGAGGCCCACGUAGGGUUGGGGAUCGUGGGGAAGGAAGGUCGUCAGGCUGCGCGAUGUGCAGACUACGCGUUUGCCAAGUUCUGCAUGGUCAAGAAGCUAUUGCUGGUGCAUGGACAUUACUUCUCGACGCGGUUGGCGAUACUGGUACUGUACUUCUUCUACAAGAAUCUGAUCUUCAUGGGAAUUCAGUUCUUCUUCCAGGUUGACAGUUUGUUCUCUUCCCAAUCGGUAUACGAUUCGGUUUUCCUGACGCUCUACAACGUACUCUACACGUCCCUUCCUAUAUUCGUCCUAUCGUUAACCGAGAAGCCCUACCGGGAGCAGGCAUUGAUGAAGGAACCUUCUCUCUACCAAAAAGUGGCCGGCAACAAGCAAUACGCGUGGAAGUACUUCAUAGGCUGGAUGUUCCUAGCGCUGUACCACUCUCUGGUCAUCUACCUCUUUAGCUGGGCCAUCUGGGGUAACAAUCCGGUCAUCUACGCUUGGUGGCCCCAAACCGUCAACUUUGCCUGCUUCGGUACCAUGGCCAUUCACAACGUAGUCGUGGUGGCAAAUCUGAAGCUCCUGCUGGAGGCGAUGAACAAGAGCUUCAUCUUCAUCGCCUCCAUCUGGCUGUCGAUCUUCGGCUUCAUGGGAACGACCUUCAUCUACAACCUCUUCAACUUCUUUGGAUUCGUUUCCAGCAACUACGACGGCGACAUGCUCCAGGUCUACAACAACCUGCUCUCGUCGUUCACAUUCUGGGUGCUAUGCCUACUUAUCCUGGUAGCUGCCCUCGUGCCGGAUUUCACCAUUUUCGCCGCCAAGUCGAUCAACAUCACAGUAGGCCACAUCUUCCCGGGCGGGGCCAAAUUCCGGAAUGCGUUCUUCCUGCGACGAAAACGUACCGUGGAGAGCACGGACCUGUAAAUAGCUUGCGUGGCUUAAAUAUAAGCCACAAAAACAUUCCAAAAAGUAAUAGCAUGACAUGCUACCUGUGCCAAGUUAUAUUAGUCAUUUAGACCGUCACCUAUCGGUUAGUUAGGUUAAGGCUUUUACCUUUUUUUUUUUUGUUUUUGUUUUUACAAGCGCCGAACCGUGUGCGACUUGUCGUAAAUUAUUGCCACUAGCAACAUAAGUACGAAUCGUGAUAGACGCAGUUCCUUCUCGCCGAGCGCGCAAACCGAGACAGCGAGUUAUCAGUCAGUAUUUUUGAAAUACAUUUUUGUGAGGACUUUUACAUUCCGAAAAGAAGAGA
Messenger RNA from Aedes albopictus (Asian tiger mosquito), 5229 nucleotides. RefSeq names its product phospholipid-transporting ATPase IF. Gene Ontology annotation, molecular function: ATP binding; ATPase-coupled intramembrane lipid carrier activity; ATP hydrolysis activity. The transcript has 9 exons. Gene Ontology annotation, cellular component: plasma membrane; endoplasmic reticulum. NCBI's taxonomy places the organism in Eukaryota, Metazoa, Arthropoda, Insecta, Diptera, Culicidae. The record is from RefSeq and is a predicted model, not a curated record. Bases 666 to 4901 code for a protein of 1411 amino acids. Gene Ontology annotation, biological process: phospholipid translocation.